Mastomys coucha (southern multimammate mouse) is the source of this 508-nucleotide messenger RNA. RefSeq names its product keratin-associated protein 16-3-like. NCBI's taxonomy places the organism in Eukaryota, Metazoa, Chordata, Mammalia, Rodentia, Muridae. The record is from RefSeq and is a predicted model, not a curated record. Bases 51 to 311 code for a protein of 86 amino acids. The transcript has a single exon.
ACUAAGGAUCUUACCUUAUACAACAGCUCACACCUACCUCUACUAACACCAUGAGCUACUACAGCGGCUACUACGGAGGUCUGGGCUACGGCUAUGGUGGCUUCGGAGGCCUGGGCUGUGGAUGUAACAGCAUCCGCAGACUGGGCUAUGGCUCUGGCUUUGGAUAUGGCUCUGGCUUCAGAGGCUUCGGAGGCUUCGGAUAUGGCUCUGGCUAUGGAGGCUAUGGCUAUGGCUCUGGCUUCGGAGGCUAUGGAUAUGGCUACCGCCGCCCUUCCUGCUGUGGAAGAUAUGGGUUCUCCAGCUUCUACUGAAAUCCUGUUCUAGUUACUCAGCAUUUGAUACCUUCACUAGUUGUUUUGAGAAGUCCUAGCCAAGAAGCUUUGAUGGUGCUAAGACAACUGAAUGCAUCAAAUUCUACAAUUUUAAAGACUCCAUUUAUAAAAUGUGUCUGCAUCCUAAGUUUGGGGACUGAGAGUGGGUUUAUGUUUAAUUGCCACUAAAUGAUUCA